Molecule: messenger RNA, 1405 nt
Organism: Oncorhynchus tshawytscha (Chinook salmon)
Lineage: Eukaryota; Metazoa; Chordata; Actinopteri; Salmoniformes; Salmonidae
Product: claudin-like protein ZF-A89
Exons: 2
Coding region: 168-1274 (368 amino acids)
Biological process (GO): cell adhesion; bicellular tight junction assembly
Cellular component (GO): bicellular tight junction; plasma membrane
Molecular function (GO): structural molecule activity
Source: RefSeq, a predicted model, not a curated record
CACUUGGGACUCAGACCUAGAGCAGCACACACAGAAACACAACCACCCACUGUAUUCAGAUUAGACUGAGAGAAGACAAAUAUCCUCUACAUCACACAGAAAGGAAGACAAAGGGCUGUCCAGUUUCACUCAGACCCACAGACAAACCAACGCCAACCGGAUCUAAGAUGGUGUCGGCUGGGCUACAGAUGCUGGGCACUGCCCUUGGGAUCAUAGGCUGGAUUGGGACCAUCAUUGUUUGUGCCAUGCCCAUGUGGAGGGUCACCGCCUUCAUCGGCAGUAACAUAGUCACCUCGCAGACCUCCUGGGAGGGUAUCUGGAUGAGCUGCGUGGUCCAGAGCACGGGCCAGAUGCAGUGUAAGGUCUACGACUCCAUGCUGGCCUUGAGUUCUGACCUACAGGCCGCCAGAGCUCUGACCAUCAUUGCCAUCCUCGCCGGCAUUAUUGCCAUUCUGCUGGCCGUAGCCGGGGGCAAGUGCACUAACUGUGUGGAUAACGAGGCGUCCAAGGCUAAAGUGGGUGUGGCAUCCGGGGUGGUGUUCAUCAUUGCCGGAGUUCUGUGCCUGAUCCCUGUCUGCUGGACGGCCCACAGCAUCAUCCAGGACUUCUACAACCCGCUCCUGGUAAGCGCUCAGAAGAGGGAAGAGAAAGUUAUGUCCUCCGCUGGUCUCCAGAUUCUGGGCAUCUUCCUGGCUAUUAUUGGUUGGCUAGGGGACAUUGUCAUCUGCGCGCUCCCCAUGUGGAAGGUGACGGCUUUCAUAGGCAACAACAUCAUGACUGCACAGACCUUCUGGGAAGGCCUGUGGAUGAACUGCGUGCAGCAGAGCACAGGCCAGAUGCAGUGUAAGGUUUACGACUCCUUGCUAGCUCUCCCCCCAUACCUCCAGGCUGCCAGAGCUCUGGUGAUCAUCUCCAUCCUUGUGGCCGUGAUCGGCAUCCUACUCUCCGUGGCCGGGGGGAAGUGUACCAACUGCAUUGAGGACGAGGAGGCCAAGUCUAAGGUGGCCAUCACAUCCGGCGUGUUCUUCCUAGUCGCUGGCGUCCUCUGCCUGAUCCCCGUGUCCUGGUGCGCCAACACUGUUAUCAGGGACUUCUACAACCCGCUGCUCACUGAUGUGCAGAGGAGAGAGCUGGGAGCUUCACUGUUCAUCGGCUGGGCCUCUGCUGGCCUAAUGCUCGUCGGGGGUGCGCUUCUCUGCUGCCAGUGCCCUCUGCGCGAAGCAAGGGGGUACUCUGCCAAAUAUUCCGCCCCCAAUGGAGGGGCCUACAUCUGACAAGAUGAACACUUGUUUUACAUGGCCGUGUUUGGUGCAGUACGAAUGAAUUAAGUUUUUCGAUUCACUUCAGUGCACAUGGACAUUUGUCAAAAGGCAAUUGUAAUCCAAUUUUGUAUCUACUGUUUUUA